GAGGCACUCAUUUCUGAAGUCAAAUUCAACCUGCAGACUGCAGACUGUACUCCUGUAACAGAAACUAUUUUAGGAGAGAGGAACUGGAAAUGGACACAUGACCGAUACAGAUGUGUAUUUUCAUGUAUGUGAAAUUUCACCCUCUUAGGACUGAGUACUCUUGGACAGCAAAUAUGGAACCAGAGGGAGAAGGUCCUCUCGCCGUUGUUCCUGCAUCAGGCGACCAGCAAGGGACUGGAGAGACUGAAGCUGCAGAUGCUCCUGAAGAUGAAGGGAUUUUCUUACCAGCCAAGCCUGACGCAACAUUGGACAACCAAGGAGAGCAGGAACUAGAAUCCAAAAGAAAUGAAGAAGAUGAAUCAGAUACGAAGUCCAUGACAAUUGUCUCGGAUGACGACAGCGAUGUUGACACAAAGAAUAUAAUAACUUCUAGUAGGAGAAGAAAAGCCAUUCUCUCGGAUGAUGAAGAUUCUAAUUCACUUUCUUCACGUCCUGUUAAUAAAGGUUUCCUUAGCAGUGAUGAAGAACAGGAAGAAGAGAAGGAUUUAGACAAGAAAUCCAAGAGUACAAAAACAAAGAGGAUUGUGCAAAGGAUUGGCUCUGAUAGUGAUGACAGUGAAUCUGAGAUUUUCCCAAGGAACGCUUCUGAUCAGCCAGCAGUAGCCAUUAAACCAUACAAGUACAACAGUGAUCUGUUUGAUGCUGAGCUGACAGAUGAAGAUGAGCCAAAAGCUAAGGUUGGGGAAAGCCUCUCUCCCCCACGGCCACAGUAUUCAGAUGACGAGAAUGAGAGUAGUGCAGUCACUAGCAAGAAAAAGAAGAAAAAAGGUCCAUCUUUGAAAGAGAGGCAACAGGAAGUUAUGGACAUACAUAGUGAAACCCAACGAAUGGUGCGUGAUUCCCAGAUAUCUCUACCCUAUCACAGGCCCAAGCAGAGAACUCUGGCAGAAUUUCUAGAAAGACGGAAGAAAGUUGCACCUUCACUGAGUCUCAAACACGGCAGCUUGAAGAUGAGUAUGCGAGAUAUGGCAACAUUAAAGUUGUUAGAAGAAAAGAAAAAGGAAGUUGAAGAAUUUUACAAAUCAGACUCUGAUCAAGAGGACCCGGAAGACAGAGACUGGACUCCAGGGAACAAUCCUGAUGGAGACCAGGCAGGUCAGGAUAAAGAAAUGGAUAAGGAAAUGGAAACUCAGCUUCCUCCCCAGGCUGGUAGUAAUGAAGAUCUUCCAGACAUAUCUCAGAAUGUUGGCACCCCUGAAGAAGGCAAGACUGAUAAUGCUGAGGAUUCUUCAAUGCAAGUAGAUAAGGAAGCUCACCCUGAUAUGGGAACCAUGGUAGGGGAAUCCACAAAGAAGAAUGUAGAUGACUCAGGUAUUCAGAGUGGGGCUUCAUCUUCUGCUGAGGACUCUCAGCCAGAUCAGGAUGUGGUAAUGGAAGACGUUACACAUGGUGCAAAGGAUGCUCAAGAUGAUGAACUUGAAAUAGAGGAAUAUCUUCCUAAAGCUGCAACAGAAGAAAAAGACAGUCUUGAAAUAAUUUCAUCAGACCCAAAAAGCCCCCAAAACUCUGAGGCAAAGAGUGGAAAGAAGAUUGAAACUCCCAAAUUAAAUCUUCUUGCAUCAAAAUUGCCAGACUUGGACCUAAACAAGAUCACAAAGACAACCCCAAAGUUAAGUCUUGGAAAUGACUGUGACUUCAUUGAUCUGGAUGAAGAACCGACUGUAACACCAAAGAACUCAGGAUUGAAUGAGCUGAUGAAUCGCUUUGUUCGACACUCCAAUACAAAGAGGAAACCGGUAGAUAAGCAGCAAGUGAAUUUAAGUGUUGUAUCAAAGGAGAAGGGUGAGGAUGGCUCGGAAAAGCUUGUAUCAUCCAACAUUAUUGUGAAUCUCGAUGCUGAAGAUGAGGAUAUGCCAACUGAAACUGUCCCUGGAGCACGUCAUAUGUCCCUUAAAACCGCUCUCCAAGCAAAAAUCAGGGAACAGCGAGAACGAGAGAGAGUACGGAGAGUUAAGGAGCGGCAGUUCAUGGAGUCUGAGCAAGUCAUAGAAGAUUACCAAGACGAUGGACCUUUCCUGGAUGAGGAAAAGGAGUUUACUGACCAGAGCGACACAGACUGUGAGUCCGAGCCCGAAGAAAAUGACAUCAUCAUCAAGGAUAAGAAGCGCAAGAAGAGCAAAUAUCUGGAUGAAGAGGCUGAAGAUGACGAUGAAGAAGAGGAUGAUGAAGCUAAUGCAGAUGAGGAAGAGGAUGAAGAGGGUGAUGAUGAUAAUGAUGAUGGAGGAAAUCAAGAAGCAGAGGAUGAUGACAGCAAUGAUACCGUGGAGCUACCCAGCACUCGCAAGAGGAUAAUCAUGGAUGAUAAAGAUGAGGAUAGUGAUGGAGACCACUUGAAGUUACAGUGGGAAGAGUCAGAAGAUAUUAAUGCUCAGGUCAAGUCCAAAUCACUCAUUGAAGGCUUGACACGUACAAACACAGAGGACCUCUUUGCCUCACAGUCUAAAAAAAUGGACUCACUGGACAAAGAUGCAAGCAUUACAUCCAUGGAUUCAAGUUUUGAAUUUUUUGGAUCUGUCAUCCCUGGCCAUCAGCCAGGUGGUGGACUACGCCGCAGUGGAGAGAGCAUGCCCAAUGAAAAUGAUGGUGAAACUGCUUUCCUUACUCCAUUAACUAAAACUAAAUCUGGCAGUUUCAGUAGUGUUGGGCGAGAUCGUGACUUAAGCCUUCCCAUAGAAAACUCUCAGGAUCUCUUUAUAUCAUCAGCACCACAUAGUGCUCCUGGCUCUCCCUCCACAGAAGGUCCAAAUCUUCACCUUACCCCAAUAGAAGACUCCCAGUUUGGCCCUCAAGAAACGCACAAAGAAGCUAACCCUAUGGCCAAGCUGAAGUUGGAUUUCACAGGCAUAGAGGGUUCCCAAGAUGGAGACGAACUGAUUGGGCUUUGUUCUGGACAGUUUACUGGAAAGGAAGCAUCAUCAAAGGUAGACCAGUUGUGUGAAGAGGAGUUUGCCCCAACACAGGACAUGAACAGCCUCAUGGGCCUUUGUUCAGGCACCUUUGGUAUGGAAGAUAAAGACAGGCCCAAUGCCUUUGCUUCGCUUACUGAGUCUCAAGACAAGAAAAAUGAGGAUGAGGAGGAUGAGCUACUUGGUCUGUGCACCGGGAAGUUCACCAUGGAAAAUGCAAAGAAGUCUAUAAAUGAUGGAAAGGAAUCAAAUGAAGAUGAAGAAUCAAAAUUGCAUUUUGACGACGACAGAACAUCCUCACCCGUACCUGAAAUGGUAGUAUACUCAUCAGAUGAGGAAGAACCAGAGAGAAGGAAGAAAGUCAAGAAAAGGAAACGAAUCUUGGCUUUCUCUGAUGAUGAGGAUGCACAGGGACCAGUUGAGUACGACGAUGAAGAAAAUGAAAUACCACGUACAACAUUCACAGGUUUCAAAGAUAAGAGAAAAGGAGGCAUCAGAGCAGACUUCUUAGAGAAUGAGGCUGAGCUCUCUGGGUCUGAGGAAGACUCUGGUGAUGAAUAUGAAGGCGGAAAUGACUUCAUGGAGGAGGAGGAGGGUGACAGGGAGCAGUUUGAUGAGAAUGACUUAGAAAUCAGGUUGGUCGGGCACAUUUGA
Molecule: messenger RNA, 3620 nt
Organism: Penaeus vannamei (Pacific white shrimp)
Lineage: Eukaryota; Metazoa; Arthropoda; Malacostraca; Decapoda; Penaeidae
Source: RefSeq, a predicted model, not a curated record